AUGGCUGUGCUGCUCGGCUUCGCGAGCUUCCUGGCGCUGCCGCUGAGCCCCGCGUGCCGCGAGGACGCCCUCCCGGCCAAGGACAAUGUCUCCCGCAUCCUAAACAUGACGCUGGAUCCCCAGAAAAAAAUGUUGACCUGGACUUACGAGGGUAAUGUGUCGGAACAAGAGUGCAGUAUAGACACCCCGCCCGGCAGUUUCACCAAGCAAAGCCCCCAGGUCCAGGAGCACAACACCUACGUCUGCCGAUUUCCCAACGCUGUGCUGCACCGAGGCGCCAACCUGACCGUGAAGGCGAAAGCAGGCGGCGCCGUGUUUCAGCGCAUCCUGAACUUCUCCAACCCAGGCCGGGAAGGCUCUGGGGCUGUCAACUUCUCCUGCUUCAUCUACGACCUGCGGCUCAUGAACUGCAGCUGGGCGCCCGGGCCCGCCGCCCCCGCGGACGUGCGGUACCACCUGUACAGCUGGGCGUCCAGGGACGACGAUGGGUGUGAGUGCCCGCACUACAUGGCCGGCCCAGCGGGCACGCGCGUGGGCUGCCAUUUCGAUGAACUCGCGGAACCGCACCCGACCGAUGAGUACUUUUUCCUGGUGAACGGGACCAGCAAGGAGACAGACAUCCAGUUUCUGGACUUCCCUCCGUUUAAAGCCGUCAAAAUGGAGCAGUUGAACCCACCGGCCAACGUCACGGUGCGCGACAACGGAUCCCACCACGUCAUCGCGUGGGACAAUCCCAAGAUGCGGUUUGAUGUCUCCACGGCCACCUUGUGUUACGAGCUGGACAUCCAACGGACAGAUCGGGUUUUGCCAGCACCGUGGGUCGCGAAGAAGGCGGUGGUCCUCUGCGUGGCCUUGGAGGCCUUGUGCCGACGCAGCCGACCGGCCCGGAGAGUUGAUUCCCGGGCCCGCCGUUACGCCCGGAGCGCGCCGCGCGCUCCUUCAGCUUCGGCGCGAAGGGUGGACGCCGAGAAGCGUGAGCCUUCACCUGAAGGCGGGUCUGCCACCCACGCGGGUCGCUGCAGGUCCUCCUUUCUUUCCAAGGUUUUCCAAACCGGGCAGGAGCGGAACGUGUACGCCUUGCCCCACGGGGCCGUGAGGGGCGAGCGCACGGUCCGCGUGAGAGGGCGGUCGAAGCACAGCUCCCGCUGGAGCGCCUGGAGCGCCACGCUGCGUUUCGGCCACACGGAACCGGAGGUCAGCGCCACCGCUGUGGCGAUGGUGGGGCUGCUGGUAGGCGCGGUGGUUGUCGUGAUCACGCUGCUGACGUUCCUCUGCACGAGGUGGCCCCUGAGACGCAUGCUCUUCCCGCCGGUGCCGCAGGUGAAGAGGGAACUGGCCGGCAGCUUUGCACCCUCCCCCGAGAUCAACUGGGACGGGGACCCCCGGCCGCCGAGCUUCCAGGAGCCCGAGGACAUUGUCACCGUGGAGGAAAUGCAGCCUUUCGCGAGUGGACAAGCAGAAGCCGCGGCCCCAGCGCUGCCCAGCCCCGGUUCGGAAGACGUCCGUUCCGAACGCCGCCCCCACGACGUGCAGGAUUUCUGA
Messenger RNA from Pteronotus mesoamericanus, 1542 nucleotides. RefSeq names its product granulocyte-macrophage colony-stimulating factor receptor subunit alpha-like. Gene Ontology annotation, biological process: cytokine-mediated signaling pathway. The coding region runs from base 1 to 1542 and encodes 513 amino acids. The record is from RefSeq and is a predicted model, not a curated record. Gene Ontology annotation, molecular function: protein binding; cytokine receptor activity. Lineage: Eukaryota; Metazoa; Chordata; Mammalia; Chiroptera; Mormoopidae. The transcript is spliced from 11 exons. Gene Ontology annotation, cellular component: external side of plasma membrane; membrane.